AUGGACGCCAUUAUAGAAGUUGUUGCUUUUCUAUUUGGUUUUUUGGGCUGGGUGAUGGUGGGGAUUGCCCUGCCGAACCGUUACUGGAAAAUAUCGACUGUGGAUGGCAGCGUUAUCACAACUUCAACCAUUUACGAGAACCUAUGGAUGUCCUGCGCCACAGACUCCACGGGUGUCCACAACUGUCGCGAUUUUCCUUCGCUGCUUGCCCUGUCCGGAUAUUUACAGGCUUCUCGCGCACUGAUGAUCGCUGCCAUAGUGAUGGGGACUUUUGGAAUCUUUGCAACAAUGAUAGGAAUGCAGUGCUCCAAAGCAGGAGGAGAAAACUAUAUACUGAAAGGCAGAAUUGCUGGCAUUGGGGGCGUGUUCUUUUUGCUGCAAGGUGUGUGUACUAUGAUUUCUGUAUCCUGGUACGCCUUCAACAUCACUCAAGAGUUCUUUGACCCGUUCUACCCCGGGACAAAGUUUGAACUUGGGGAGGGUCUGUAUAUCGGGUGGUGCUCAGCUACAUUAGCCAUUUGUGGAGGAUCAUGUCUGCUGUGUGCCUGCAAAAUGGAGGAGUCUAACGAUGUUCCUUACAUGUACCAGCCUAACAAAGGCACAGUGUAUUCAGCAGCUGUCCAAUCACAGAGGGGUGCCUCCAGCCCAUAUGACAGGAAUGCAUAUGUCUGAAGGAAAGACUCUACAAAUCUGCAUGGGCCAAUCACACCUGCUCUGCAUGAACCACACAAACAGUCCACACCACAUUUUUGUUUAAAAUGUAUUUUAUCGGCAAGGUGAUAGUGCACAUGAUGUAGCUACUCCAGAAUGGUAGGCUGAAAUCUGAUUCUGUAAAAAAAAACAUUGGAAAUAAAAAUGCUGUAAAUUUAAAAAAGGCAGCUUGUUAUGCUGUAUAGAUGCACUUUUAAAGGGUGAUGUGACUUGGUCUAGUGUCUUUAAUGUUUACUCAAGCUGUCAUUUGAAGAUUCAGGUUUUGGUUUGAUGGUACAACCCAUACACCAAUAUAAAUAACUUUUAAGCAAUUAAUUUAUGUACAUGGCAAAAUA
This is a messenger RNA of Conger conger (European conger), 1046 nucleotides long. RefSeq names its product claudin 15a (gene cldn15a). The record is from RefSeq and is a predicted model, not a curated record. Gene Ontology annotation, biological process: bicellular tight junction assembly; cell adhesion. Gene Ontology annotation, molecular function: structural molecule activity. Gene Ontology annotation, cellular component: plasma membrane; bicellular tight junction. Bases 1 to 672 code for a protein of 223 amino acids. Lineage: Eukaryota; Metazoa; Chordata; Actinopteri; Anguilliformes; Congridae. The transcript has 5 exons.